Messenger RNA from Antrostomus carolinensis (chuck-will's-widow), 510 nucleotides. Its product is annotated as glucagon receptor. Lineage: Eukaryota; Metazoa; Chordata; Aves; Caprimulgiformes; Caprimulgidae. The annotation marks the transcript as partial. Gene Ontology annotation, biological process: adenylate cyclase-activating G protein-coupled receptor signaling pathway; cell surface receptor signaling pathway. The record is from RefSeq and is a predicted model, not a curated record. The transcript is spliced from 6 exons. Gene Ontology annotation, molecular function: peptide hormone binding; glucagon receptor activity. Gene Ontology annotation, cellular component: plasma membrane.
CCUGUGCUUUUCCUCAUCCCCUGGGUCGUCGUGAAGUUCCUCUAUGAAAACAUCCAGUGCUGGAGCACCAAUAACAACAUGGGCUUCUGGUGGAUCCUUCGCUUUCCCGUGUUCCUGGCCAUCUUGAUCAACUUCUUCAUCUUCAUCCGCAUCAUCCAGAUCCUCGUCUCCAAGCUCCGUGCACACCAGAUGCGCUACACUGACUACAAGUUUAGGUUGGCCAAGUCCACACUGACGCUGAUUCCACUGCUGGGCAUCCACGAGGUGGUCUUCGCCUUCAUCACGGACGAGCAUGCUCAAGGCACCCUGCGCUAUGUCAAGCUCUUUUUCGACCUCUUCCUGAGCUCCUUCCAGGGGAUGCUGGUGGCCAUUCUCUACUGCUUUGUCAACAAGGAGGUGCAGGCAGAGCUGCUGAAGAGGUGGCAGCGCUGGAAGCUGGGGAAGGACCUGGCAGAGGAGUACAAGCACACCUACAGCCACGCGCCCAGCACCCGCAACGGCGCCGGCGGC